GGUUAAGUACUUAUCGAAUCAAUGACUACUUGCCCUUGUUGAGGAUGUAGUUGUAUUAAUAGUAAACCAGUGCUUUGCCUAUUUUCGUGCACAGUUUAAGCAAAGUCUGCAAGAUGUGCAGUUUAUAUAAGAACAUUUAAUUACAUAUAACACAUAAAAAACAGUAGCCUACAUGUCUACAAACGUUUACCACUCUUUUAUGAUGUUAGAGAUUGUAAGCUAUUGGCUGCAAAAUACUACAAUGGCCCAAAAUGCAUCAAUGCAAUAUGAACGUCCCUCCUACUCAAUAUUUAAUCUUUUGGCCUUCUUAAGGGUGUGGAGGUAAUUUUAAAAAUGGUUAAAGCUGAUAAGUUAGUUCGACCUUACCCACCCCUAACUGCACAGCCAAGAUGUUUAUUUGCUGUUAACAAGGUACUGUAACUGUUUAUUAAAUGUAAUGUCCCAAUGGAUUCAGAGAAAAACGACUUUAUGACUUUAAUUGCCAAGGUUAUUGCUGAAGCCUCGGACUCUGACAAUAACCAUGAAGUGUUGCUGGCGGGUAGACCGUACACAUCUAUCCAAGAAUUUGCGUCUGCCAUUCCUAACCACCUGCUGUUGGGAUCUCUGUUGGAACACUUGUGCUUUAUUUACGAGAGUGACACCACGCGAUCACGCAUGCUGUUCAAGGUGAUUGGCCAGCGUUUAGCAGCCAUGAACCUUCUUUCUCCAUUGGCUAUCAGUGAUGAGUUCAGCACAGUACGACUGCAGCAUAACCGUGCAUUUACAGAGCUCCUGCAUGCAACAAGUUCUUCACUCUUUGCCCAGGACCAUAGAUACUUGAGCGCAGAAGGCCAAAGUCUAAGAACCAAAGAGGCUCUUUUCCAAGCACAAACAUCCCGCUACCUUAGCGAAUUUGAUGAAACCGAGGCGCUAGGUAAAGGAUCCUAUGGCAAAGUGUUUAAGGUUGCGAACAAGCUGGAUGGUCAGGACUAUGCUGUGAAAAAAAUCCUCAUUAAAAAAGUAACAAGAGAUGACUGCAUGAAGGUUCUUAGAGAGGUUAAAGUCCUCUCCAGCCUCCAGCAUCCUAAUAUUGUUGGAUAUCACACUGCCUGGAUGGAGCAUGUUCAGCCUGCUGGGGAAAAUCCCAAAUCCCUUAUUUCACAAGCAUUUCCUGCCUUGAAGGAACCUUCACAGAAAGAUGGGAACACCCAAGAAGGCACUGACAGCAGUAGUGGAUCGUCCAUUGUUUUUGAACAUUCUGGCCAACCAGAAGCCAAAGAAAAUCAAGUUACACUAGAGAGCUUCUCAGUCAAGCCCUCAACAUCCAAAGACGAGGUGGAUCGUGCUUUGUGUCCAAAAAACAAACGAAACCCACAGAACUUUGUUCCAUGUGUGUUCCUGGGAAAACCUCGCACUACUGUGAACAAAUGUCCUGCAGCUACGUGGGACAACUCGGCGAUCUCAGAAGAUGGCCUUAGUCAAAACAGACUGGAGUUCAACAAUAACUCGUACAUUGAUGUAGAAAGUCCUGAAUUGUCCGAAAAGCAGACAAAUGAGGUUCAGUUCCACUUAAUGCUUUACAUACAAAUGCAGUUAUGCGAGCGAUCUUUAAAAGACUGGAUACAAGACCGAAACUUAAGAACCAUGGAGCAACUCCCAGUUUCCGAAGACGCCUGUGAGUCCGUUGACUGUGAACAAGGACUAAAUAUUUUAAAGAAAAUACUUGAAGGAGUGGAGUACAUUCAUUCCCGUGGAAUAAUGCAUAGGGACCUUAAGCCUAGAAACAUUUUCCUCCAUGGAUCUGACUGUCAUGUGAAGAUAGGAGACUUUGGACUGGCGUGCCAAAACUUUGUAAUGGAGGAACUUGAGCAGCUACCCUCCAACUCUCAAACAGGUGUAAACACAGACUCUGCUCACACCAGUGGUGUGGGAACAUUUGUUUAUGCUGCACCAGAACAACUUGAGGGCUCUAAUUAUGAUUCUAAGUCGGAUAUGUACAGUAUUGGAGUUAUUGCAUUAGAGUUAUUCCAGCCAUUUGGGACUGAAAUGGAGCGUGUUCACACACUGGGAGAACUGAGGCAGGGCAAAGUCCCUGAGACACUAUCCAAAAACUGGCCAUUAUUGGCCAAGUAUAUCAAACUGCUGACCAGCUCUGAUCCUUCCAUGCGACCAAGUGCAUCUCAGUUACUGCAUAGUGACCUUUUCAACGCUAAUGACAUGGUUGUACAUAGUUUAAAGCGUACGAUUGAUGAGCGAGAAGAAGAAAUUCUCCAGCUCAGGAGACUGAUCAGUGAGCUGCAGAUCUCUCAAAGUGCAAUGCAUGGUCCGGAAAAUACAUAAAAACGUUAGUACUCCGGUGCUUAAUACUUGUACAUUAACUGAAUUGUUUUUUAAAAAUGGUUGUAUGAGGUAAUGCAGUUCUGCUUGUGUGUGUGUAAAAAUGAGUGCUUUAUUUAACUUGAAUCAACUGUACAGUAAAGAUCCAUACCAA
Triplophysa dalaica is the source of this 2470-nucleotide messenger RNA. It is a transcript of the gene eif2ak1, whose product is annotated as eukaryotic translation initiation factor 2-alpha kinase 1. The coding region runs from base 445 to 2319 and encodes 624 amino acids. The record is from RefSeq and is a predicted model, not a curated record. Gene Ontology annotation, biological process: protein phosphorylation. The transcript has 15 exons. Gene Ontology annotation, molecular function: ATP binding; protein kinase activity. Lineage: Eukaryota; Metazoa; Chordata; Actinopteri; Cypriniformes; Nemacheilidae.